AUCUAAUUUGGGUCCCUCCUCUUUACUGCAGCAACAUGGCUGUCGAGUGAGACGCUCUCAUUCCUCAUCUUUAAACACCUCAAACAAUCCUCUAAAACUCUCAAAAUGCUCCGUGCUUCUGCAGACCCUUACCUUGUGCUUCGGUUUCAAAAUUUCUGCGGGUUAAAAGAAAAAAAAGGAGAGGAAAUACCCGGUGAGAAGGACGAGAAGGACGAGAACGGCGACCUCUCUCCCGCCAAAUACAAGAACGGCCAUGUUUCAAACGGAUUUGUCAAUGGAUAUGCUAAGAAUGGACUCAUAAAAAAUGGCCACUGGAAGCCUGCGAGUGAAGAAAAGCUGCUAGACAGCCGAAAAAUGGACUCCCCGAGGCUUCAGGACUACGAAUACAACCCUCUAUGGCAUGCAGUCUUCACCUUCGGCUCCACUCUGGGCAACGAGAUUUUCUACAUAACCUUUUUUCCCUUUCUGUUUUGGAAUAUUGACGAGUAUGUUGCUCGUAGAAUGGUGUUUUUGUGGGCUUUAUUCAUGUACUGUGGACAAGCUGCUAAGGAUAUUAUUCAGUGGCCUAGACCACCAAGUCCUCCUGUCAUUUCUGUUGAGAAGCGAUACCAAUGGGAGUAUGGAAUGCCUUCAACUCAUGCAAUGGUUGGCGCUCUUAUACCAUUCUGUUUGGUUUAUUAUAGCUACGAUCGUUAUGAGUAUCCUCUUCCCCUGGGUAUUGCUUUCUUCACAUGUUGGUGUCUUUUAGUGUGCAGCAGCAGGCUAUACAUGGGCAUGCAUAACUUACAGGAUAUAAUUGCUGGCCUGUGCCUGACGGCCAUAUUGCUGAUAAUCGUCAUUCCAGUGCUUGACUUACCAACAGAGACAUGGGUACUAACUGCACCGAGCUCACCCAUAUUCAUGGUUGCGAUACCACUUGCAAUGUGUGUGGUUUACCCAACACCACCCUUGCAAACAGAAACCCGUGCUGACACCACCAUGGUCAUUGGAACUUGUGUUGGAGUACUUCUUGCCUCAUGGGCAAGAUUCGCACCCACUAAAGUCCCAGACCCCUACAUUGGCACACCUUUUGCAAUCAUCUUUCCAGGACCAGACAGGAUAAUGACCAUGAUUUGCAGAUUUAUUCUUGGAAUUCUUGUAUUAGCUCCAUCGCGCAGCUUCAUGAAGGCCUUAAUACACAAAGUUCUACCAAGGGUUUUGCCAAAAAACUCAACAGACUCAAUGAGUGAUGAAGAAUUCAUAGAACUGGUCCACCGUUUUGUUACUUACUCAUUUGUGGGCUUUAAUGCUGUAUUCGUGGUUCCAAAAUGUUUCAUUUACUUUGGGAUCUGAUUCUAUUUAGUAAAAAAAAUAUUCUAGGCACAAAAUAAGAGUUUGAUCUUGGAUCAUGAAGGAGUCGUGAAGACAAGAUGGGAAAAAAAAUGUUCCCCCCACUUGUUGAUCAUUUAUCAGAAUGAUUGGAAUUAUAAAAAUCUGAUAGAAAUGGAGAUGAAAUCUCAAGCUCUGAUCUUGAAGAUCAAGACUAGUAAUGAAGAAAAGGACAGAAAAAUCCUAAACCUCAUAAAAUCUACUUAUAUUGCCAUUCAAAAGUGAUCUAAUUUUAAUAUUGAGGGACGGUCGAUUCAAAAGAAGAAAGCAAUAUUCAAAAUCUGUGGGAUGUUCCUUGAUUUUGAUGUUGGCUAGUUGAGACAAUAAUUAUUGAACAAUAUUCAUGAGGUCUACAAUCUAAGAUAACAUUGUACAUUAAGCACAGAUGUGCUAGUACUCCAAAUAAACAUUUUUAAAUUAAA
This is a messenger RNA of Actinia tenebrosa (Australian red waratah sea anemone), 1790 nucleotides long. RefSeq names its product sphingosine-1-phosphate phosphatase 2. Gene Ontology annotation, molecular function: sphingosine-1-phosphate phosphatase activity. The record is from RefSeq and is a predicted model, not a curated record. Gene Ontology annotation, cellular component: endoplasmic reticulum membrane. Lineage: Eukaryota; Metazoa; Cnidaria; Anthozoa; Actiniaria; Actiniidae. Gene Ontology annotation, biological process: sphingosine metabolic process.